This is a messenger RNA of Medicago truncatula (barrel medic), 2056 nucleotides long. RefSeq names its product probable glucan 1,3-beta-glucosidase A. The transcript is spliced from 8 exons. The coding region runs from base 193 to 1686 and encodes 497 amino acids. Gene Ontology annotation, cellular component: actin cytoskeleton; cytoplasm. Gene Ontology annotation, molecular function: actin filament binding; hydrolase activity, hydrolyzing O-glycosyl compounds. Gene Ontology annotation, biological process: polysaccharide catabolic process; actin filament bundle assembly; establishment or maintenance of cell polarity. The record is from RefSeq and is a predicted model, not a curated record. Lineage: Eukaryota; Viridiplantae; Streptophyta; Magnoliopsida; Fabales; Fabaceae.
AAGUUGAGAGAACUUUUGUCUUCGCAACAUGUCAAAAAGUCACAUACACACCAUUUUCUCUUUAUUGAUAAAGUUUUUCUUAAAUGCAGGAAAAUUUAAGAAACUCAAAUAUAGAAAUUUCAAAUCAAGCCAUGACCCCUAUAUAUAGCAUCCUUGGUCAUCACAAGCCAAAUCAGGAAUAUCAUAUCAAAAAUGGAAUAUCGAAACUAUUAUUUAAGCUUUUUACUUGCUUUAUUUCUCUCAUGUCCCUACUCUAGUUUGCUUGCACAAAAUCCACCAUACAAAGCUGUGAAUCUAGGAAACUGGCUCUUGGCUGAGGGGUGGAUGAAACCUUCUCUCUUUGAAGGAAUUGUCAACAAAGAUCUAUUGGAUGGAACUCAAGUACAACUUAUGUCCACAAAGUUUCAAAAAUAUCUUGCAGCUGAUAAUGGGGGAGGAGCAGGUAUUGUAGCCAACCGUGACUCAGCUUCUGGUUGGGAAACAUUCCCGCUUUGGAGGGUCAAUGACACAUACUUCAAUUUUAGAGUCUUUAACAAGCAAUUUAUGGGGAUAAAUAAUCAAGGAGACAACAAAAUUGUAGCCGUUUCAAAUUCACCUAGCAACCAAGAAACAUUUCAGAUUAUAAGGAACAGUGGUGAUCCCCUCAAAAUUCGAAUCAAAGCAUCAAAUGGUCUAUAUUGGCAGGUUCGAUCAGAGACAUUAGUGACAGCUGAUUAUGGUCAAGGCACAAGUUGGGAAGAAAGUGACCCAUCAGUAUUUCGUAUGAAAAUUGUAAGAACUUUAGAAGGAGAGUACCAACUUACUAAUGGUUAUGGUCCAGAUAAAGCUCCUCAAGUGUUAAGGGACCAUUGGAAUUCUUACAUAACUGAAGAUGAUUUCACAUUCAUGUCACAAAAUGGAUUAAAUGCAGUGAGAAUACCUGUUGGAUGGUGGAUAGCUCAAGAUCCAAACCCACCUAAGCCUUUUGUUGGAGGAUCAUUGGCAGCAUUAGACAAUGCUUUCACAUGGGCACAAAUCCAUGGGAUGAAAGUGAUUGUGGACUUGCAUGCAGUUGAAGGUUCUCAAAAUGGUAAUGAUCACAGUGGAACAAGAGAUGGAUUUAUAGAAUGGGGUGAAUCAUACAUACCUCAGACAGUCUCUGUCAUAGAUUUCCUAGCAAAAAGGUAUGGUAAUAGACCAAGUUUAGGAGGAAUAGAGUUGAUGAAUGAGCCACAAGGUGUCAAUCUAGAUAGCCUCAAGAAAUAUUACAAGGAGGCUUAUGAUGCAGUGAGGAAAUACAAUCCAAAUGCUUAUGUGAUAAUGUCAAACCCAUUGGAUGCAGAUUCUAAAGUACUUCUCUCAUUUGUCACUGGAUUCAACAAAGUUGUCCUUGAUGUGCAUUACUACAAUCUUUAUUCGGACAAAUUCACUAACAUGAAUGUUCAACAAAAUAUUGACUACAUAAACAACGAAAGAGCCUCAGAUCUUAGCGGCGUCUCUUCAACAAACGCUCUUAGUUUUGUAGGGGAAUGGACUGAUGAGUUUCUUGUGCAAGGUGCAUCUAUGCAAGACUACCAAAGAUAUGGCCAAGCACAACUAGAUGUGUAUUCUCGUGCAACAUUUGGAUGGGCUUAUUGGGCAUACAAAUGUCAAUAUAACCAUUGGAGUCUCAAGUGGAUGAUCGAGAAUGGUUACAUAAAGCUCUAGAUGUAAGGGGUUACUUUCCCCACCCCGAACAUCAAAUAUUUGUUAUCCAAAGAAACGAGAACAACACACAUUUUUCAAAUACUCUCUUUGAUUGGUUAAAGUUCACAUACGUCUCACAAAAUUUAUAUGGGAACCACAUGAUUUGAUGAAACUCAUGUAAAUUUUAACCAAUCAAAAAGAGUAUAUUGAAAAGUGUAUGUUAAAGUACGUAUUGCUAACAUUUCUCGCUUUAUCUGACUGUAAACUUAAAUAAUAUGAGGAUUUUGUAGUAGCAAAGGUGAGGAAAAGUAAUGGCCAUAAAUGUAUUGUGCUUAUACUAAUUAAUAAAAUACUACAUUUCAAUAUAUGAAGGCAUAUCAAAUUCCAUAAA